AUGGAGGCCGGGCUGCUGAGUGCCGUCCUGGGCCUCGUCAUGGUGCAGGUGGAGACGGCCGGGCAGGACCUGGACCUGCAGAAGAUUGCAGGGUUCUGGCGGGAAGUUGGUGUGGCUUCCAACCAAAACCUGGCGCUGAAGACGCCAAAGGGGCUGGAGGCCUGGUUCCUGAGCUUGAGCGGAGCCGCGCUGACCGUGACGGCCGCGCAUAACAGCUCAGGAAGUUGUGAGACAGAAAAAAUAGUAGGCUUAGGAAUCGACAUUUCGGGGAAAUUCGUUUUUCCUGGCCACAGGGAGAUCCGCGUGGUGGACACGGACUACAAGCGCUACGCCAUCCUGCGGGUGUCCCUCCUCUGGCAGGACAAGGACUUCCAUGUGCUCAAGUACUUCACUCGGAGCCUCGAGGACGAGUUUGAACCAGGCUUCUGGAGGUUCCGGGAGAUGACGGCAGACACGGGGCUUUACCUUGUGGCCCGGCAUGGGAGGUGUGCCAAGCUCCUGAAGGAGCCCGAGACGUUGGGACUCUUGCCCCACUUUGUAGAUAGAGAAACUGAGGCCCCGGGGGCCAUGUGCUUUGCUCAAAGCCACAAUCCUAGGACCCUACCGUGGCCUAACCGCUGCCCCCCGGGGCCUUCACAAGCUGGGCAGCCCCCUGAGCCAUGCCCUCUGUGUCGCAGGAGCUGAUCUAGAGGGGCCCCCACCCCCAGGCCUGGAUACUGGAGCCCCCGCACCCGCCUCUCCAGCCGCCCUGCCCCAGGGCCGCCUGCACUCGCUCCAAUAAACCCACUGCCAAACCCGCUGCCCUGCCUGUCCUUCCUGGGAGGUGAGGGGUGACAGGUGGGGGUGGCGGGGUCAACGAAGGUGGGACUUGGGGCAGGUCAGCGCUGAUUCCAUGUCCCCGGAUCCUGCCCUGUGGACCUCUCUGCAGUCACAGCAAGAGGGGUCCUUCCAUCAUCCGGAGAGUCCCUGUGUUCUCUCAGGUGACCAAAUAAACCCCACGAACAACCCACGGCCCCGAGUGUCUUUCCAGCGGGGCAGGGCUGAGUGGUGACAGCUGGGGGCAGUGUGUUGUGCUUCCAGUGACUGCCCUAAAAAUGAUAGCAAAACUGACUCUGUGGUGGUCUGUGUUUACUGUGACCAUCGCUGGCGAAUGUGAACCAUGUCAGAUUCCACUCCUGGCUGGACCUCCAUCCGCAGAGUGCUGAGUCGUGGGGACACCACAGGCCAGGCUGGCUCCCUCUCUGUUCCCUGCUCCCUUCCCUGUGGGGUCCAGGAAACAUGUGGCUCAGAUGCAGGACGACAGCCCCCUGCCCUCUCCCCUCCCUCCUGCCCCAAGGGUCCCACCCAGCCUUGCCCUGCUCAGAGCCCACAGGCCAGGCUGCCCCAGGUGGUGGGCCCCGGGGUCAUCCUCGUGGCUACAGUCUCUGUCCUGCUCCCCAAGAGCCCGAGGCAGCCCCAGGCCCGGUUCCCUUGAGCAGAGCUCCUGGUUCGGGUCUCUCAAAUGAAAGGUGACCACACCCACUCUUGCCUACAUUCUCCCAUGGCUCCCUACUGCCCUGAACUCAAAUCCCAUGGGCAUUGUGUCCAAGGCCCUCCGGUCAUGGCUGCCCUUCUGUCCCCCUGCUGGCUCCCUCCUCUGGCCCCUGCACGGUCAGCCCAGCCUUACUCAGUGUCUGGGUCCUCGUCACGCUCUCUCUUACCCCAUGACUCGUACUGGGGUGGUCUUAUCGCCGCAUUUUCUUCCCUCAGCUGGGGCUGGGACUGGAGGACAGAAAGGAUGGUGUGGGUCAGGGAAGAAGAUGGGAGGCAGGUUUCAGCCUCAAGGUUCUGAGCACAGCCCCCGACCCAACGUGUGCAGGGCAGGAUGACCUGAAGUCUCCCGGGAGCAGCUGCCUCGCGGUUGAGGUCAAGCAACGCAGGGAGGCUAUGGGAGGACAGCCCGGCCACAGUGGAGAGACUUAUUGACCCUUGGGCAUCCAGCUGGCCUGCCAGAAAGGCCUGUUGGGAGCAAGGACUGCGCCUGAGGGAGGGGCCUGUCUGGGGCUCUCCUUAACAAACCUUGAACCAAGUCCCAAAAGACCCACAGGAGAGCUGUUUGGAAGCUGAAUUCUGACAAAUUAUAGGUGCUUGGGGUACAGUUGGGAUUAUUCACAGAUUUGUCUGGCCAAAGCUUGCAGUACGUGCAAGGUGGUCUGCCUGCAAUUGGCUUCUUGAUAGAAAGCUGUCUCAGUCUGCUCAGCCAUGUAACAAAGUCCCACGGGCCGGGCGUGGUGCUGAAACCGCAAGAUUUUAUUUUCUCACACUUCUGGAGGUUGGAAGUCCGAGAUCAGGGUGCUGACAGGGCUGGUUUCUGGUGAGGACCCCAUUCUUGGCUUGUAGACAGUGGGCUUCCUGCUGUGUCCUGGCGUGGCCUCUUCCUGUGCACACACGGAGAGCUCUGUGUCUCUCCCUCUUCUUAUUGGGCACCAGUCCUCCCAGGUUAGGGUCCCACCCUUGUGACCUCACUUAACCCUAUUACCUCCUUGAAGGCCCUACCCUCAUACACACACUGGGGGUUAUGGCUUCAACAUAGGGAUUUAGGGGGACAUGAUUCAACAAAAGUCAACAGCAUUUGGAGGUGACACCAGGAUGCGGGGCUUCUACAAUGUGUCAGAAACACACGUUACUAGACCUGCAAAAAAACAGAAAAAUAUGACCUGUGGUUUAAAAAAAGGAGUUAAUAAAAGUGAUCCUGAAGAUCCAGAGUCGGAUUUAGAAGACAAAGGUCUAAGGCAGCCAUGAUGAGUAUGUUAAUGGGACAAAAGGAAGUCGGCUCUAAGAUUUCAUCAGCAACAUGACAGAAUUAAAUAAUUAGCUAAUGAACACGGAACAAAGGAACAGGUAGGAAAAUCAAAUAGGGAAAUUCAGCAGAAAAAUGGAAACUAUAAAAAAAAAACCAAGUGGAAAUUCGAGAACUGAAAAGUGCUGUCAGUGAAAUGGAAGAUUUUCUGGACGGACUUGACAGCAGGUUAGAGACGGACAAAUUAACAUAGAUGAUCCAGUCCGAGGAACAGAGCAGAGAAUGACCGUCAGUGCCUCGGGGACCCGUGGGGCUGGGUCAGCGUGCAAACUGGGCCCGGAAAGAGGGGAGAGUCAGAACUGGGUGGAAAAAAUAGUUGAAGAAAUAGUGGCCAAAAAGUCCCCAAACGUGAUGAAAAACAUCUAAGAGACUCCAGAAGUUCGGGGAAACCUAAGCAAGAUAAAGAAAAAAGCCCCAAACCACCCCUGGGGACAUCGUGGUCCAUGUACUGCAAACUAAAGGUUUGGAGAAAAUUUUCACGGAGCCACAGAGAAAAGACAUGUUUGAACCAGGGACGUGUCAGUGAUUUCUCCUGAUGAACGAUGGAGGUGCGUCUCUAAAAGCCACUCAGAGUCUAGGAAUGAAGACAUUUGUAGGUAAAUGAAAGUGUAAGAGUUGGUCUCUCGCAUACGUGCAGGACAACAAAUAAAUGCUAAUCUGUUCUUCAGGCCGAGGGAAGUUACAGCUGGCGCCAACUCAGGUCUGUGGGAAGGAGAGCAUGUGCCGGGAGUGGGGGGCCCGAGGCUCAGUACACAUGCUGGUGAGCAUCCUCCUAGAAGGGGCUUUCCCGUUCCCUCCAUUUCCUCAUUCAUCUCUCUCACUGGGGACUCAGGGAUCCUUAUGUCCUUCCAUGACUUAUAAUCUGUUAUGGCCACUUGUCUUGAUUCUCAAAUCCAACCGGAUUUGUCCAGUGGAAGCUCCUUCAGGAUGGCUGCUGGGUCUUUUUGACACAUUUCCCUGAUUCCUCAGAUACAUUUUUACUUUCUGCCACAAGAAACGUUCCCAGUUCCUCCUGUGCUUUCCGUGACUCAGCCUUGGAGUAAUUUCUCCAAGGAGCCCCAGUUCCCUUUUGCAGAGAAGGGUGUUGAGAAAUGAAGAUCCGAGCGCCAGGAGCGCUCAGCUUUGCGCUGACUGGGGGGUAACUGCGUUUAACCUUCGCAGCACCAGAGCUUCCCCCUUCCGCACUCCCGUAUUUACAGCUCCCUUCCCGACACAGAGAACCCGUUAUCCUUGUGUGUUUACUCAUCUGAUGCUUCCCAGCGCGUGAGGAAAGUCGUUUCAGGACCGCUCGCCUAAACCACGAGGAAAACAAGCCCGCCAACCAGAACUCGGGAUGUUCACCGUUCCUGUCGUCUUUAGCCUGAGAAUAUGUAGAAAAAGACUCUGUCCAAAGUUGCUCAGGGUCGAUUUCUCCCCUUUCAGUUCAUUCGUUUAUUCCAUUUCAAGGACUUGUUUAUUUUGGGUGUGAUGUAUUACCAUGAUCCCAAAGUCAAAACUACACACAACAGGGGUCCUCCGAGGAGCCCGACUUCCUCCCACUCUUCCCCCUACCUCUUCCCCAUCACAGCUCACCCCCUGCAGGUAACCAAGCUCAUUCGACUCUGGUUCCUCCUUCCUGUGUUUCUUCCUGCAGAAAUAAGCAGACACAGGUGUGUUUUCUCGUCUCCCUUGCUGCCUUACCCGGAAGCUCGCAUACUUCACAUGCCCUCUGGCACUUUGCUUUUUUUCUCUUUACAAUAUAGCCUGUGUAUCAUCCACAUCACUUCUUGGAGGUCCUCCUUGUUAUUUUUUACAGCUGCACAGGACUCUGUUGUGGAUACAACAUCUUUUACUCCAACAAUCUUCUGUGGAUGGGCGUUUAAGUGGUUUCCAACAGUUUCCAAUCACGAACAAUGCUUCUGUGAAUAAC
Diceros bicornis minor is the source of this 4748-nucleotide messenger RNA. RefSeq names its product lipocalin 8 (gene LCN8). The transcript is spliced from 7 exons. The coding region runs from base 1 to 684 and encodes 227 amino acids. The record is from RefSeq and is a predicted model, not a curated record. NCBI's taxonomy places the organism in Eukaryota, Metazoa, Chordata, Mammalia, Perissodactyla, Rhinocerotidae. Gene Ontology annotation, molecular function: small molecule binding.